GAUGCCGACAUGUCUGACUCGAGGGAUGAACUGAAUCUGUCUUUGAGACAGUACGUCUCUGUUAUCUUCUCUGACGUUCACACAGUGACAGACUUCAUCAACAGAAGCUCUGACUGGGUAAAGAAAAGAGAGGAGGAGUCAGAGAAAAUGAGAAGAGCAGAAAAGGACCCAGAGAGCGGCUACAGAGAUGAGGCUGGUCUGAAGGAGGGACUGGAGCCGACUCUGAGGGGUCUGAAGGAGAUGCAGAUCUUUCUGGAGGCAGUGGAGAAGUUAGCAGUGACUUCAGCUCAUGUGUUUGACCAGAACCUGGUUGAACUGCUGUCUGAAGAAACUGAUCUGGAGUCAGUGAAGAGGAUCAUAUCUGUCUGUCAGCUCAUCAGUCCUUUGCUUCUCUCGUUCAAACGAGACAAUGCAGCUUUCUUCAGCCCCAAACUGGAGAAUCUGGAAGUGAUGAAGGUUCAGCUAAAACAGUACAUCACAAACAUCAAACACAUCUGUGGUUUCCUCAGACAAGAAUCCCUGACAGAUUUGUGUUUGGACAGUAAUUCAGUUGAUGUGGAUCUGUCAGGAGUAUCUGAAGGUGACAUUGAGCAGAUGUUUCUUCACUUGAAUCUGCUCCAAGAAAUCAGGGAUGACAAACACUUCAGGACAGUGUUCUUGUUCCAGGACAAACACAGAACCUUCAUGGACGAGUUCAGACAGAGGAAGAAGAAGAUGCUGCAGUUUCUGGAGGAUGUAGAGAUCUGUGCAGUGAAGUCAGACAACAUGACGAAAGUGGUACAGAUCUCCAGUGUGGUGGGCAGUUCGGUGGGGCUGCUGGGAGGGGCACUGUCCAUCGUGGGUUUGGCUCUGAUCCCUGUCACAUUUGGGGCGUCUGUGGGUCUGAUUGGGGCUGGAGCUGGACUUGGAGUUUUUUCAGGAACACACACUGUGGUCACCGUAGUCAACAGUGAGCAGACGAAAACGACUGAAACGACUUUUGAAAAGUUUGUGGAAGAUGUGGAGUCUCUGCAGAAGUGUCUGGAUGACGUCAUCAAACAACAUUUUAAGAAUAUCCAAGAAAAUUUCAGAGCCCAGAAUCUCAGGAUCGAUGAUUUAGCAGCUGGUGUUAAAGCCGAUAGUGUAAUGGAAAAGAUUGCAGAGCUGAAUAAAGCAAACGCCGAUGGUGCAGUGACCACUGGCAAAGCUGCUAGAGGUGCGUUCAUUUCUCUAGAUGUACUUUUCACUGGUGUGGAUGUGUUUGUCACAGAUCUGCAGAGAGUCGCUGACACUCACGCCUCAAAGUCCAUCAGAGCCAGAGCCGCUCUGUGGAGGUCAGAGAUCGACUCGAUGCACAAGAUCUAUGAUUCUGUGCAGAAAAAGUUGAAAAGUGAACUCCUCUGGAUCCCGUUUUACGAGGGCAGAGCACGAGUCUAAACACUUUUAUUAUUAUUAAACACAUUUAUUUUAGUAGAGUCUGAGUCCAAUGCACAGUUCAGUGCAGACACUUUAACAUUAUCAGUAUUAAAUUAUAAUACAGUGAAGACUAAAUAAAUCUUUAUAAGUCUCUUGUCUAUGUAGGCAAGCUUGUCUAAAUGUGAAUGUUGCAGCAAUAUCCAACUGUGAAUAACAUGAUUGUGAAUUAAAAAUAAGUGAUGAUAUAAACAGUCUGGAAACUGUGUCCUGAUUCAGCCUCAUGUUUCACAUGUUUCACUCUCAUUCAUGUGACUGAUUUUGUUUUUUAUUUUGUUUUAUAAAUGUGCUUU
Messenger RNA from Boleophthalmus pectinirostris (great blue-spotted mudskipper), 1745 nucleotides. RefSeq lists its product as uncharacterized. Gene Ontology annotation, cellular component: extracellular region; membrane. The coding region runs from base 10 to 1416 and encodes 468 amino acids. Gene Ontology annotation, molecular function: lipid binding. Gene Ontology annotation, biological process: lipoprotein metabolic process; lipid transport. The transcript has 3 exons. The record is from RefSeq and is a predicted model, not a curated record. Lineage: Eukaryota; Metazoa; Chordata; Actinopteri; Gobiiformes; Gobiidae.